This is a messenger RNA of Seminavis robusta, 820 nucleotides long. The record is from the annotation of a GenBank genome assembly. Lineage: Eukaryota; Bacillariophyta; Bacillariophyceae; Naviculales; Naviculaceae.
UUGAAAAUGACGUCAUUGGUGAAAUUUUCUUGACCGCCUCCAAACUUUUUUUUCUUUGUUGGCAUUUAUUUGUUUACUCGCAGCUGUCCGUAAAGGUUGUGGUUGUCUAAUAAUAACACAACCAUGCCACUAUCAGAGGAGGAGUUUGCCGACAAAGAUGACAAUGCUCUCUUUCGAUCGAUCAAAGUCAAGGACUGGGACAAGGUCAGAGACUUGAUCAGCAAAAGUACUCAACAACAAGAAAAUAUGACGCGAACGGACAACGCCAGCAGCAUCGCCAAUGACGCCCCUUUGCUCCGACAACUCGAUGUCCACGAGAACAGCGCCUUGCAUGCAGCCAUUGGAUAUCAAGCCCCUGAUGAUAUUGUUCUGGCAUUGAUUAACGCUUAUCCCGAAGCCACGGCCAUUCAUGGUGCCAACGAGUGGUUACCACUGCACGUGGCUGCCAUGUGGGGAUCCUCUCCAUCCAUCAUGACAGCACUCAUUCAACAGCAUCCAGAAGGAUUAGACGACAGGGGAGAAGGUGGAAUCAAAGGACGGACGCCACGACACUUCAAGGACAGGUUUCCACACAAUAAGGAACUGUUGGAGCGAUCGACAGCAGAAUGGAGGGCAGAAGCCAAAAGUACCUAGCAGGUACCAUAGCCAACAGCAAGCAAGAAGAGCAAACUUGGCUCAUGAGAGUGACAGUCCUUCCUUCACCACAGACACCAACUUUCUUGUUGUUAUGUGGCAGCUUACCAUCAAUCUCGUACAAAUGAUCGUAAAUCGUAAUUAUUCGACCUGCUUGCUCUUCUGUUAGCUAAUCUUCAAGGUACAA